AUGUCAUUUUCUAGAGGAGUACAAGCUCUGACGAGAAGAGGAAUUCAUUCUUCAACUCAAACUUCAUUCUCUGCAUCGAAAUCAGCCACACAGCAAGCUGCACAAGUUGCACAAGCCAGCAGCAGCUACGUUGAGGGCACCGUCAACGACCCAACGAAAUUCCCACCACCAAACUCAGCUCACGGUAGCUCUCACUGGGCAUUCGAGAGAGCCGUAUCCGCAGCUUUGGUUCCAAUUAUUGGCGCUUCAUUCGUCACUUCCUCUCACCCAGUCUUGGAUGGUCUCAUCUGCUCUUCCUUAUUGGUCCACUCUCAUAUCGGAUUCGACGCCUCUUUGACUGAUUAUCUCCACGACAGAAAGUUCCCAAAGAUUGGCCCUGUCGCGAGAUGGUCCGUUAGAGCACUCACUAUCGGCACCGCCGUGGGUUUAUACAGCUUCCAGACUAAUGAUAUUGGCGUGACUGAGCUCGUUGCUAGAUUAUGGACUGCUUAA
Molecule: messenger RNA, 492 nt
Organism: Wallemia ichthyophaga EXF-994
Lineage: Eukaryota; Fungi; Basidiomycota; Wallemiomycetes; Wallemiales; Wallemiaceae
Exons: 3
Coding region: 1-492 (163 amino acids)
Biological process (GO): tricarboxylic acid cycle; mitochondrial electron transport, succinate to ubiquinone
Cellular component (GO): mitochondrial envelope; membrane
Molecular function (GO): ubiquinone binding; heme binding
Source: RefSeq, a predicted model, not a curated record